CUUCCUUCGGCAGUGACCCAGAUUCCGUUCCCACAUAUCACAAUCGGCUUGCUACACCACAGCCUUUGUAUUAUCACCGGUCUGCAUCUAUGACACUCUCGAGCAUGACGGAUGUUGUUUAUCUGCCGGCUCCAUACCAUGGCUCUCCUCCCGGUGCUGCGGCUAUACAGGCAAUUUCCCUUCCUACUUCCUGCACUUUGAGUGACUCCACCCGUUAUGCCUACAGCUACAGGUUCCAAGGCAACGCUCUCUGGAACACCACUAUUGUACCCAGCACUUUUGUAAAUAUGCGACUUAAUCAUUUGGACAGUGCCACUACAAAGCAAUGGAGCGACGAGGGGAAGUGUUCAUCAUUCCUCGACCCAUGUGUGCUGGACUGCGAAGCUGGAAUUUUCUCAACUAGCGAGGGCAGUGCCUCCGCGGCUUUCAGCCUGGUCAUAACCUUUUCGAAGAUCUCUCUCAAGGAAGAGUCUGCUGACUAUUGCAAGUCGAACAACACCAUCUGUGCAGCAAAGCAUGCUGAGUGUCGUAAAUACAAACAGACUGGUCUCUACACAUGUCACUGUAUUGUUGGCGGUGCCACUAGCUUAGACAGCUACAAGCUGAAUUGUUCCGUGCCACCACCAACCACAGCACCGGCACCGACCACAACACCUACCACCACACCAACCACCACACCAACCACCACACCGACCACCACACCGACCACCACACCGACCACCACACCAACCACCACACCGACCACCACACCAACUACCACACCAACCACCAUACCAACCACCACACCGACCACCACACCAACUACCACACCAACCACCACACCAACCACCACACCAACCACCACACCAACCACCACACCAACCACCACACCAACCACCACACCAACCACCACACCGACCACCACACCAACCACCACACCAACCACCACACCAACCACCACACCGACCACCACACCAACUACCACACCAACCACCACACCAACCACCACACCGACCACCACACCAACUACCACACCAACCACCACACCAACCACCACACCAACCACCACACCAACCACCACACCAACCACCACACCAACCACCACACCGACCACCACACCAACCACCACACCAACCACCACACCAACGACCACACCAACGACCACACCAACGACCACACCAACGACCACACCAACGACCACACCAACGACCACACCAACCACCACACCAACCACCACACCAACCACCACACCAACCACCACACCAACCACCACACCAACCACCACACCAACCACCACACCAACCACCACACCAACCACCACACCAACCACCACACCAACCACCACACCAACCACCACACCAACCACCACACCAACCACCACACCAACCACCACACCAACCACCACACCAACCACCACACCAACUACCACACCAACCACCACACCGACCACCACACCGACCACUACACCGACCACUACACCAACCACCACACCAACCACCACACCAACCACCACACCAACUACCACACCAACCACCACACCAACCACCACACCAACCACCACACCGACCACCACACCGACCACCACACCAACCACCACACCGACCACCACACCACCCACCACACCGACCACUACACCAACCACCACACCAACCACCACACCAACUACCGCACUGACCAACGCACCGACCACUACACCAACCACCACACCAACCACCACACCAACUACCGCACUGACCAAUGCACCAACAGCCACGUCAACCAACAUGCCAACCACCUUGCCAAGCAACACCGGGGCUAUCACACCAACAAGCAAUGCCAGUGAUUCCUUAGUUGGUGGCGUGACCUUGGCUAAUGACGAUUCAGCUACUAGCAAGCCACAGCAGUCUGCAAACGACAUUAAGAAGGGUGGAAACUAUCUGUGGGUCAUCGGCGUGGCUUUCGGCAUUCUACUCUUGAUUGCUGUCGUUGUCAUGUUCGUGCUUCCCGCACGUCGUCAUCAAAUCAUUAAAGCCACCAACGUUAUCUGGAAGCAAAGAAGCACCAAUGGUGGGAACGGGGAAGGCAGCACUUACGCCACAUGGAAGCCACGCAUCGGCGCCAGUGCCAAGAAGGCCGUUCCUGCGCAGAGCUUCUCGACGUUGUCCGCCGAGAUCUUUGGUCUGAAGACGGGCGACAAGUCGUACGAGUGCUGGGAGGAUGCCGGCUCCGAGCACCUCAUCGUCGACGAUCCCUCCGCCAUGCUCUCCAUACAGACAGACUACGCGUCGGUCGAGAACUCUCUCGGCCCGGAGGAUUCGUUUAAGCGACAAACCAGCGGCGCCCUGCCGGCUAGAUCACGUAGCGCCACGAUUGAGACGGCCGCAGCCGACGAGGGUACCCGCGCCUCUGCGAGCUGUGUGGAGGACGACUAUGCCGACAACAGUCUGUACUUCAAGCUGAACAGCGCUGGAGGACAGGACUCCACCUACUCCGUGCCCAUGCAGCGUCCAACCUCUAUGACCCACGGUGACAGUGAUAUGCACACUUCCACCGGCGGACCGCAGAGCCAGGUCAACGGCCUGAGGUUUGUGGAAGGAGACGGCAACGAGGACGGAGAGGAACAGCAUGCGGGUCUGGCGGCCGGCGCCUCCUCGUCGGAGAUGAUGGUCAUGAGCGGGACCAGCGCCGAGCACCUGCUGAGCGAUGCGACACACAUGACGCCCGGCGACACUAGCUGGGACUGCGUGUCCGUGUACAGCAAGCCAGCGCUGCAGGGCAAGAUGUCGGGCACGUCACGUCACCAGCCCGUCAACACCUGCACCACCGUCGCCGACGGCUGGAUGAGCGACGGGUUCGACGGGCAAGUGCCGCUCUACAAUGAUCCCAACGGUGAAGUGCGCUACGACGUGCUGAUCGCCGAGGAGGAGAUUCAGCUCGCACAGCCAAACAACGCCGCCGGUGUGAGUGACUACCAAGGCGUCGACGGUGGCUGGGCGGGCGGUCCGAGAAAGCCUCGCAGCAUGACGGCGUCAGGUUCCACCUCCAUCAGCACCUGCACCACCGUUGCCCAGGGUGAUGUUUGGGUGGACGAUGCCGAUAUCUAUGAGGGCGGUGUGGGAAUGGAUAAUCCCGCCUAUGGCUCUCUCGGCUCCAAGAAGUCGCCCGCCUACGUAAACAAGAUCGUGCGAUCAGAGACGCUGGCAACGACAUUCACUGGCGACGAGGAGGAGGAUGCCUAUGCUCGCACUGUGUUUGCAAAGCCAAACAAGAUAAGUCGCUCCAUGAAGAAGUCGAUCAAGCGCAUGACCCCGACGGGUACUGCCAAGAAGGCGCGCUCAGCGGGCUGCAGUGAGACCGAUCUCCACCGCUCCACCCUGCAGAAGAGCCCACAGCAGCAGGCAGACGCCGACGAGGACAUUGACUCCGAAGACCCGUACUCACUCGUCAACUUCGCCACCAACAUGAAGCCGUCGGUGUCUGUAGCGGAGAAACGCACCACCGCCACAGUAGAGUCAUGUGCCAGCAUUGGCAGACUCCGUGUGUGCGAGAGCACAAGCGAGUGCGAGGACGAUUCCUCGCUGGUGCCCGGCACCAAGGACUCCUGGGCGCAGCAGCACAUCAUCAAAGCGCAGGAGAGCAGCGUGGGAUCGCCGCUCUUCCGUCGCAUCUCCGGCAUGCUGAGCGGUCAGUAGGUGAGUGACAGCUCGCACCGGAGCCUAGCCUAUGUCUUGCCGAUCAGCUUGCCCUCACGCACACACCACCUGCCACAUCGUCAUACACACACACACACACACACACACACACACACACACACACACACAGAGCUUGCUGCCCGGCAUACGUACGUACGUAAUGUAGAUACGCAACAAUAGCAUAUGCAUUUUCCCGUUGGCUGUCUACUUUUAAUGUUUUUUUAACUUCUCUGGUUGCCUCAACGGCUAGCAUCUCACAAAGAUGUGGUCACACCGCUUUUACUUUCCCCCUUUUUAUGUUUCUUGAAGUGUACACAUUUUCUGCAUGAAUUGUUUUGUCCACGUUCCCUCCUUCUCCAACUCCUCGCCUCUCCUCUCCUAUCUUGUCUCUCUCUCUCCUCCCCUGUUGCUCUCUCUCUUUCUCACACACUCUCACACACACACACACACACACACACACUCUCUCUCUCUCUCUCUCUCUCUCUCUCUCUCUCUCUCUCUCUCUCUCUCUCUCUCUCUCUCUCUCUCUCUCUCUCUCUCUUGCGCUCUCUCUCUCUCUCUCUCUCUCUCUCUCUCUCUCUCUCUCUCUCUCUCUCGCUCUCUCGCUCUCUCGCUCUUUCUCUCUCUUUCUCUCUCUCUCUUUCUCUCUCUCUCUCUCUCUCUCGCUCUCGCUCUCGCUCUCGCUCUCUCUCUCUCUCGCUCUCUCUGUCUCGCUCUCUCUGUCUCGCUCUCUCUGUCUCUCUCGCUCUCUCCCUCUCUCUCUCAUCAGGUGGAUAAACUCAAGAAUAAUGUAAACUGGGUGUGACACGAUUAGAGACUUUGUCUCUCGGUUGACCUAUCCAUUUUAAUGACUCGAUCAUCGAUCAUAAUUUCGAUUUUUAAAAGUUCCCUGAAAGUUGUGAAAUUAUCAUUCUGGCUGCUAUAUCAUAUCUUACACAGCUAUCCCACACUUUCAUUGUAUUGUCAAUCAGUCAUGUCGAGUACAUCCAUAGCAAGUUCAUCUGUUGCUUGUUCAAGGGGAAGUGCAUCGAUUUUUCCAGUAGGGUCCAGAAGAAAGACAAUUUGAUAUCGGUUUGAAUGGCAUAUCUCUCGCUUC
Messenger RNA from Sycon ciliatum, 4746 nucleotides. RefSeq lists its product as uncharacterized. The coding region runs from base 90 to 3650 and encodes 1186 amino acids. Lineage: Eukaryota; Metazoa; Porifera; Calcarea; Leucosolenida; Sycettidae. The transcript is spliced from 7 exons. The record is from RefSeq and is a predicted model, not a curated record.